AUGACGAACGCCGAAGCCCGCAGACAAGAAUUCCCCGCACCACCCGAAGCCGCCAACGCCAACAGCGGCCGCGGCCUACAAAGCCCGACAGGCCCAGAUCGGGGCCCGCCCAUCGCCGCAGCCUCCCGAAGCAGCACCGCUGCCAUGGCCACCAGCAGGCACCUCUGCCGCGGCCUCCUCCGCCGUGGCCACCCCAAGGCACCUCCGCCGCAGCCUCCACCACCACAGCCUCCCUCUGCAGCCCGUCGCCGUGGCCAACCGCAGAUCCACCACCGCGGGCUCGAGCGCGCGCCGCGACGCCUGCGCCGCUGCACCACCGCCAAGCCCCGACACGCCUGCGCCUCAGCACCACCGCUGCUCCCCGUCCGCGCGCCGACACCUCUGCCAGCGCUCAGCCGCCGGCCCCAGCGCCCACCGCCCCGCCCCGCACCCGACGAGCUCCCUCUCGCCAGGGGACGCGGGAGAAAGAAAAACCGCCCCGCCGCCACCUUCCUCGGGUGGGGCGCGCGGCUUUGCCGGCCCACCUACGGCGGCAGCGAAGCAGGGAGAAGAGAAGGAGGGGGCUUCUAG
This is a messenger RNA of Lolium perenne, 570 nucleotides long. Lineage: Eukaryota; Viridiplantae; Streptophyta; Magnoliopsida; Poales; Poaceae. The record is from RefSeq and is a predicted model, not a curated record.